This is a messenger RNA of Vanrija pseudolonga, 639 nucleotides long. RefSeq lists its product as uncharacterized. Bases 1 to 639 code for a protein of 212 amino acids. Gene Ontology annotation, molecular function: acyltransferase activity, transferring groups other than amino-acyl groups. NCBI's taxonomy places the organism in Eukaryota, Fungi, Basidiomycota, Tremellomycetes, Trichosporonales, Trichosporonaceae. The transcript has 4 exons. The record is from RefSeq and is a predicted model, not a curated record.
AUGCCCUCCCCGACCCUCACGCACCUGACAGACCCCACGAGCGCGCUGCUCGCACCCACAGCCGCCGUCCUCGCGGAGAGCUUCAACCCCGCCGAGGAUCCCAUCUCGGGCAUAGUGUACGCCGGCAUCCCCGACCUCGAGGGGUUCACGGCGCUGCGGUUCAGACAGCGCCUGUAUGACGCGGUUGAGCGGCUGCAGGUCGUCGUUGCCGAGGCGGAUGGGGCGCCGGGGGCCGUCAUGAUCGUCAACCCGCCCGGCACGAUGGACGAUGAGCCUGGGCCGACACCGUACUCUGCCGAGCUUGAGGCGCAGACACCGCCAGAGGUGGUCGCGGCGCGGAACGAGCUGGGCGACGCGCUGCACAAGUUUGAAGCCAACGCGUUCGGCAACGACACCUACUACCUCUCUUUCAUCUGCACUGCGCCGUCGGCGCGGAGGCGCGGGCUCGCCGGCGCGCUGAUACGCAGCCUCGUGGCGCAGGCCGAGGCGGCCGGCGCGUUCGUGACGCUCACGACACAGAGCGACGAGAAUGUCAAGUACUACUCUUCGUUUGGGUUCCGGGUCAUUGACCGCAUGGACAUCGUGUCGCGCGGCUUGCCGAUGCCGUUUAUCGCCAUGACGAACCGGCCCGCGGCCUAG